This is a messenger RNA of Lodderomyces parapsilosis, 3120 nucleotides long. RefSeq names its product Sfl2p (gene SFL2). Gene Ontology annotation, molecular function: sequence-specific DNA binding; DNA-binding transcription factor activity. The coding region runs from base 1 to 3120 and encodes 1039 amino acids. Lineage: Eukaryota; Fungi; Ascomycota; Pichiomycetes; Serinales; Debaryomycetaceae. Gene Ontology annotation, biological process: regulation of DNA-templated transcription. The record is from RefSeq and is a predicted model, not a curated record. The transcript has a single exon.
AUGUCGAAAAAGAGUCAGGGCGAAGCCCGUGUUAAAAAGAAUGCAUUUGUCCACAAGUUAUACACCAUGUUGAGCGAUCCAAGUCUAGAUAAUCUAAUAUGGUGGAGCAGCAAUAAUCCAGAGAAUAACACAUUUGCAUUAUAUCCAGGCAAAGAGUUUGCCGACUGUUUAACACGAUAUUUCAAGCAUGGGAAUGUUGCCAGUUUUGUUCGUCAGUUGCACAUGUAUGGGUUUCACAAGGUUAGUGAUGCCCACCAUUACCAUCAUCAACAAGUGCAAAACCAACUCAAAUAUAACCCCAUGAAUAUAGCGGGAUUGAAUAGUGUGCCCAUUGAACAAGGAAGAACAACAAGCUCUUCAGGAGGUUAUUUUCUUGGUGAAAACUCAGCGCCUGAUUUGAUUGAUAAAGAUGUACCUCCGAUUUGGGAAUUCAAACAUCUGAGUGGCAAGUUUAGGAAGGGGGAUGAAAGUUCAUUAGUUUAUAUCAAACGGAGAUCGAGCUCGAAUAGUAAUUCAAGGAAUAACAGUUAUAGCAAUGAGAAACAAUACCAGCGAGGGGACAGUUUAACAGAACAACAACAGCAUCAGCCACAUUUACCGGAGCAAUUUAAUCAACAGCUACAGCAUCAGCUACAGCCACAGCACCAAUUUCCUCCUCAUCUACAAGAAACUCCAAUUUACUCAAACCAACCUUUUCUCAACGAUGGAGGAGUGGUUUACAUUCCCAACCAACAACCGCAACCACCAACUACUGUAUAUGAUCCUAAUUCACAGCAGUUCUUUCCAAUCCAACAACAAAAUUAUUUUUAUUAUCAAGGACAACACCCACACCCACAACAGCAACAGCCAUUUGUUUAUUUUAAUACUAUGCAGCCAGCUGCUCAACUACAGCCGCAACCACAACUACAGCCGCAACCACAACUACAGCAAUUACAACACCCACCACCAGCACCAUCAACGCAAGUUCAAUACCCGGUACAACCUAUAAUCAAUCAAGUGUUUAACCCGCAAUUCAAACUACAGGAUGAAGGAUCAACUACAAGAACACCACCUCCAUCGUCAGUAUCGACGACAUUGUCAAAACCUAAUCAACCGGAAUGUUUACAACCACUGAGGUAUGCUUCGUUUGCAUACCCUCCGGAGCAAGUACAUCCACAAGCUGUUCAAUACCAGCAGCAUCAUCAGCAGCAGCAGCGUCAAAACCAGGACCCUUCAUUUGCACCAAAACCAGUGACGGUAAACGAACCCAAGGCACCUCAAGUGUCGCAACAUCAAGAGAAUGUAAAAGAGUCUUCGUCACAGCAUUGGGUAACUCGUUCAACCUCACCUCAAACCAAACAAGUUUCCAAAACUGAGUCUGAUUCAGGUCGCCAAUCUACCCCAGUGGAACAAUUUGCACCCAACCUUCAGUUUAGAAAAGUAUGGGAUGAUCACCAUGGAUCACGUCAAAGAAACCCAUCAUUGCUUUGCGACCCUUUAACAUCAGCACCGCAACAAAAUAACACAUUGGAGACGUCAACUCCACCGCCAAUUGGUGGGUUAGCAAGUGCGAGAGGAAUAUCACCGUCCUCAUCAAUCGGUAAUCGAUUAUCAAUUCAGAGAAGUAUAUCAUCAAACACUAUAAACUCACGACAAUCAGUUACGUUACCACCACCUUCAUCUAUUCAUCGUCCAAGUUCAUUACUAGCAAAUUCAAGUUUUUCUUCACAAUCAACAAUAUUGUGUUCACCACUGCAGGGUAGGCAAGACUCUUCAGCUUCGACAAUUACACCAAUUAUUGCACCAAUUCCACAUAGAAAUAGCGUUGCUAGCAAUGGUAACAAUCAUGCAGCUGGCGAAACAUCAUUGAGUGCAAGUGUGGCUAGAAUUGGUGGGCACCAUGGUGAGGAAACAACACCACAUCCCUUAUCUUCCUCUGCUGGGCCACCUGAAGAAACCAGUGGAGUUGAAGCUGAAGCUGGAGUUGCAGCUUAUUCUUUGCCGCUAACUCCAAUUGGCGGUGCACGAUCUGCGUUGGAAGUGGCACUGCAUCUGCACUCACAUCCUCAAUUACAAGCACGUUCCCUUCCUGGUUCCGCUUCAGGAGGUAGUACGAGCGCAAGGAUGGGGCCUCCUCCUCUAAACACAAAGAUCCCUUCAAUAUCAAGUUCACUUCAAGAUCGAUUACGCCCCUCGGUAUUUGAGCUUCAUGCAAUGAACAAGCGUGAUGCAAUGAGUUCAAUUAGUGGAUCAGUUGGUGGUGGUGGCUGUGCUAGUGGUAGUGCUGCUGGUGCUGGAGGCGUCGGCGGCGGCACUAAUAGUGCACCUGGGAGUAUAUCCGGAAAUGGUACCAGUGGAGGUGGAUUUGGAUCGAUUGGAUCGCAUUCAACUGUGCUGAUCUUUUCCAACAAAUCUUCAUCUAUAUCAUCGACGCAAUCGUCCUUUUCGUAUCCUUUUCAACGUACAUCGUCGUUUGGUGGAUCGAUAUCGUUUGGUACAAAGAGCUCUAUAUCUAUAGCACCACAUGAAGUUGUUGUUGAUGAUGGUAAAGUGAGGCCAGUUACACCACAAUCACCAGGACAUAUUGAUUUGAACAAUGCUGCAGCUACUAUAUCAGAGGAAGGCGAAGCUACACUGGCGCCACUAGUUUCGUCAACAAGAUUGAAACAUUCACUGCUGCGACCAACUACUCCGGUUUAUGCACAUGGUGCAACAGCUCAUAAUCCAAGAUCAAGCUCACCGUUAUCAAAGAGCCAUCAUCAUGAAACUGGAGGCGCAGUAACCAAACCGCAACCAAACAAGAAGGUCAGUGUCACUUCUAUGCUUGAUGACUCGUCAUUAUCCAACGCCAAGACAUUGCCUAAACUAUCACUGGCUGUUGUAGCUGCCCAUAACACUUUGGCAAGGUCGAGAUCUACAUCACCAACAACUGUACGAACUCCUUCAUCGGGCGCGGCGCCUUUACUUCCACCUCCAGCAGCUAGUGGUUCUGGUGGUGCAAGUGGAACUCAGUUUGAGUCUAAACAACCGCUUUAUAUGUCGUCGCUGAUUCGAGAGGAAAAGAAUUCCCAAUCGUCGUCGUCGUCGUCAGCGGGUGGAGGUGAAGAGAGUAAUGGAGUCAAGAAGAUUACUGAAGUGUGA